GUCAAAAGAAAAGCGUAGAGCCAGCAGCACUGAACUUCCCGUCCAAACAAAGCCAUUACACAUUUCAUUUCACAGUAAGAGAGAGAAACCGAAUUUCUAGAGAGAGAAACACGCAGAUAUGUCUUCUUCCUUCGACGCUUUCACUGACGACUUGAACGUCAACUCAUCUUCUCCUCACAACUUCGCCGCCUCCGAUCAAGACGACACCUUCUCCGGCUACGGCGGUUACUCCAAUUUCGACGGCGAUGUCACCGUCGAUCACGCCGCCGCUGAAACUACUUCACCGGAGAUCUACGGAUUCAGUGAUCCCAAUCCUGGUUACUCUCCUUCUCCGUUUGAAUCGGUUACUGUAGAAAACGGGAACGAUAACGGAAACGGUUAUGGUGAUGAUGACGGUGUUUUUGUUUCUGAUGGUCCGAUUCUUCCUCCACCUGGUGAGAUGGAGUCGGAGGAAGGUUACGCUCUUCGCGAAUGGCGCCGUCAAAAUGCCAUUGAGCUAGAGGAGAAGGAGAAAAGGGAAAAAGAAAUGAGAUUGAAGAUUAUUGAGGAGGCUGAGGAAUAUAAGGUGGCUUUCUAUGAGAAAAGGAAGCUUAAUGUUGAGACUAACAAGGUUCAAAAUAGAGAAAGGGAGAAGUUGUUCGUAGCUAAUCAAGAGAAGUUUCACAAAGAGGCAGACAAAGCUUAUUGGAAGACAAUUGCAGAGCUCAUUCCUCGUGAGGUUGCCAACAUUGAAAAGAGGAGAGGCAAAAAAGACCAGGAUAAGAAGCCAUCAAUCACUGUUGUCCAAGGCCCUAAGCCCGGCAAACCCACAGAUCUUUCCAGGAUGCGACAAAUACUGCUAAAGCUGAAGCAUACACCACCACCUCACAUGAUUCCUCCACCACCUGCUCCUGCUAAAGAUGCCAAAGACGCAAAGGAUGGAAAAGAAACAUCAUCCAAAGCAACUGGGUCAGCAGCUGAAGGUGCAUCAGGAUCACAACCAAAGGACGUGGCCUCUAACGGCCCUGCAGAGGAACCCCAGAAAGAAGCCUCUGCAACUGAGGAGCAACCUGCUGCAUAAUUUUGCCUAGUUUCCUUCUCUCAAUCAUUUGUCUGAUAUCCCUUUUUGCACAUGCAGUCAGUGUUCAAUGAAUCUUUUGGUCGUGUUAUUAGUUCCUAAUACUUAUUGGUUGCAUUGUAGUACCUGCAUUAAAGGUUUUAAUGAAUUAAAUAUAUUAUAGACAAUUAUGACAUGUAGAUUCAGUGUUCAUGGUUAUAAAUAGAUGUGUAUUGACUUCAUGAUCAUGAGAUUGCUGACUUUUGGGACCUGAUAUA
Messenger RNA from Medicago truncatula (barrel medic), 1314 nucleotides. RefSeq names its product clathrin light chain 1. The transcript is spliced from 3 exons. The record is from RefSeq and is a predicted model, not a curated record. NCBI's taxonomy places the organism in Eukaryota, Viridiplantae, Streptophyta, Magnoliopsida, Fabales, Fabaceae. Gene Ontology annotation, molecular function: structural molecule activity; clathrin heavy chain binding. Bases 119 to 1060 code for a protein of 313 amino acids. Gene Ontology annotation, biological process: intracellular protein transport; clathrin-dependent endocytosis. Gene Ontology annotation, cellular component: clathrin coat of trans-Golgi network vesicle; plasma membrane; clathrin coat of coated pit.